Messenger RNA from Entelurus aequoreus (snake pipefish), 3186 nucleotides. It is a transcript of the gene socs3b, whose product is annotated as suppressor of cytokine signaling 3b. The transcript is spliced from 3 exons. Gene Ontology annotation, biological process: phosphatidylinositol phosphate biosynthetic process; intracellular signal transduction. Bases 449 to 1060 code for a protein of 203 amino acids. The record is from RefSeq and is a predicted model, not a curated record. Gene Ontology annotation, molecular function: 1-phosphatidylinositol-3-kinase regulator activity. Lineage: Eukaryota; Metazoa; Chordata; Actinopteri; Syngnathiformes; Syngnathidae. Gene Ontology annotation, cellular component: phosphatidylinositol 3-kinase complex.
CACACACACACUCACGACACGGUCUGGCUAGGCUACCUCCUCCGGCAGACGGCACCGCCGCCGAGCUCUCCCUCGGCCCCAGGAAGACGACCUCGGACUUUUCUUGAGGAGGAAUAUUUCGCCAAAAGGGGGAUUUUAAUGCCUGAGCUAAUAAUACUCCAUCCAGCACUACUCUCGGGUAGUUUGCCGAGCGUGUCUCUUGGCGACGAGCUGCGGCACGGGGCUGUGUCAAUCCGCAAGCUGUGUCUAGGUGCCCUCUCCCAGCCCCUCUCUGGAUGCAUCGGACUCCCCUGCCCCCGGGCCCUGGCCCCGGUGUGUGACCCCACCGCCCUCCCCUUGCUCACCCUGCCUUCCCUCACCGUCCUGCAGCUUCCAGGAAACAGAGGCGGUGGGCGAUGGCGGCGCCGCCGCCGGAGCGGCGGGCUCCCGUGGGCGCGAGCCCCGCGCCAUGAGCGGCGCCGCCUCCUCGGAGGGUAGGGUUCAGCGGGCCGACGUCACCCCGCAUCACUUCAAGCCCUUCAGCUCGCACGCGCACUACCAGCAGGUGAUGCGCGCGUUGGGUAAGCUCCAGGAGAGCGGCUUCUACUGGGGCGCCGUGGGGGGACGGGAAGCCAGCUCCCUGCUCCGCUCGGAGCCCCCCGGGACCUUCCUGAUCCGAGACUCCUCGGACCACCACCACUUCUUCACGCUCUCCGUCCAGACGGCCCGCGGCACCAAGAACCUGCGCAUCCACAGCGAGGUGGGCGGCUUCUACCUGCAGCCCGACUCCCAGUGCACCCAGGCGCCCCCCCAGUUCGACUGCGUGCUCAAGCUGGUGGCGCACUACAUGGGGAAGGGGCCCGAGGGCGGCGAGCUGAAAGGCCGCUGCGUUUACCUCAUCCACACCGGCGGGGAGCGCAUCCCCCUGGAGUUGCUGCGGCCCCUCUUCAACUCCCUGUCGUCCCUGCAGCACAUGUGCAGGCGGACCCUGAACAAUCAAGGCCUGGGGGGGUCGGAGCGGGUCCAGCAGCUCCCGCACACGCUCAGAGACUUCCUGGAGGAGUACGACGCCCCCAUAUGACCGGCAGGACGCGGACCAAGGAUCUUCCGGACCUGGACUGGUCAGUGCUUUUUGGGGAAGGGUCACGUGACCCUCGGUCGCCGAGCGUUCGCCUGCCAGACCGAGAUAUGGGUCAAGGGUCAACUCUCCCUUAGACGCAGAGCAGAGCCUCGUAGAAGACGAAACUCCCCGCUUAGAGGUGACGGCACAGGGGGCCCGAGGGGCACCGUCUCUGACUUCGACACGGGACCAAAACCAAACAGAACGAAAAUUCCCUCGCGGAAGCGACGAUAAUUAGGGGAGGGGCCUGAGGAGCGGGAAGUGGAAUCAGGAAAAAGGACAUUAGCGGCGCUUCUAGGGAAUGAUGGUCAGGGGUGCGCGUAGAUGAGUCUUAAAGAAGGGGUGUCCAAAUAUUUCCGUCAUUUAUUGGCCCUUUGCAUCGUCUAGAACAGUGGUUCUUAACCUUGUUGGAGGUACCGAACCCCACCAGUUUCAUGUGCGCAUUCACCCAACCUUUCUUUAGUGAAAAAUACAAUGUUUUUUUUUUCAAAUUCAAGACAAAGUUAUAUUUUUUUGGUAACACUUUAGUAUGGGGAACAUAUUCUAAGUAACAAAGACUUAAUUUAGAGUUAUUUGGACACUAGGGGAACGUAUUCUAAGUAACAAAGACUUAAUUUAGAGUUAUUUGGACACUAGGGGAACAUAUUCUAAGUUACAAAGACUUAAUUUAGAGUUAUUUGGACACUAGGGGAACGUAUUCUAAGUAACAAAGACUUAAUUUAGAGUUAUUUGGACACUAGGGGAACAUAUUCUAAGUUACAAAGACUUAAUGUAGAGUUAUUUGGACACUAGGGGAACAUAUUCUAAGUAACAUAGACUUAAUUUAGAGUUAUUUGGACACUAGGGGAACAUAUUCUAAGUAACAAAGACUUAAUUUAGAGUUAUUUGGACACUAGGGGAACAUAUUCUAAGUAACAAAGACUUAAUUUAGAGUUAUUUGGACACUAGGGGAACAUAUUCUAAGUAACAAAGACUUAAUUUAGAGUUAUUUGGACACUAGGGGAACAUAUUCUAAGUAACAAAGACUUAAUUUAGAGUUAUUUGGACACUAGGGGAACAUAUUCUAAGUAAUAAAGACUUAAUUUAGAGUUAUUUGGAAACUAGGGGAACAUAUUCUAAGUAACAGACUUAAUUUAGAGUUAUUUGGACACUAGGGGAACAUAUUCUAAGUAACAAAGCCUUAAUUUAAAGUUAUUUGGACACUAGGGGAACAUAUUCUAAGUAACAAAGACUUAAUUUAGAGUUAUUUGGACACUAGGGGAACAUAUUCUAAGUAACAAAGACUUAAUUUAGAGUUAUUUGGACACUAGGGGAACAUAUUCUAAGUAACAUAGACUUAAUUUAGAGUUAUUUGGACACUAGGGGAACAUAUUCUAAGUAACAUAGACUUAAUUUAGAGUUAUUUGGACACUAGGGGAACAUAUUCUAAGUAACAUAGACUUAAUUUAGAGUUAUUUGGACACUAGGGGAACAUAUUCUCAGUAACAAAGACUUCAUUUAGAGUUAUUUGGACACUAGGGGAACAUAUUCUAAGUAAUAAAGACUUAAUUUAGAGUUAUUUGGACACUAGGGGAACAUAUUCUAAGUGACAAAGACUUAAUUUAGAGUUAUUUGGACACUAGGGGAACAUACUGUAAGUAACAAAGACUUAAUUUAGAGUUGUUUGGACACUAGGGGAACAUAUUGUAAGUAACAAAUACUUAAUUUAGAGUUAUUUGGACACUAGGGGAACAUAUUCUAAGUAAUAAAGACUUAAUUUAGAGUUAUUUGGACACUAGGGGAACAUAUUCUAAGUAACAAAGACUUAAUUUAGAGUUAUUUGGACACUAGGGGAACAUAUUCUAAGUAACAAAGACUUAAUUUAGAGUUAUUUGGACACUAGGGGAACAUACUGUAAGUAACAAAGACUUAAUUUAGAGUUAUUUGGACACUAGGGGAACAUAUUGUAAGUAACAAAUACUUAAUUUAGAGUUAUUUGGACACUAGGGGAACAUAUUGUAAGUAACAAAGACUUAAUUUAGAGUUAUUUGGACACUAGGGGAACAUAUUCUAAGUAACAAAGACUUAAUUUAGAUUUAUUUGGACAC